Molecule: messenger RNA, 791 nt
Organism: Panicum virgatum (switchgrass)
Lineage: Eukaryota; Viridiplantae; Streptophyta; Magnoliopsida; Poales; Poaceae
Exons: 1
Coding region: 166-594 (142 amino acids)
Source: RefSeq, a predicted model, not a curated record
GGUCCAACGCGGCAGCGGACGGUACGGCGACGACAAAUCUGCCGUGCUUCCUUGCUCCUCCUCCCCGGAGUAAAAAUCCGGAAACCACCCGAGGCGAGGAGCCGCACAGCCCAAUCCCCCACCCUCCAGGCUCCAGCCGAGGCGAGGCCUCCGUCCAGCGAUCCCAUGGCGUCGGCGCCCGCCGCCCCCGCCAACUCCUCCGCCUCGUACCGGUGCGCGGCGUGCGGCGCGGACCUGAACCUGUCGGCGGCGCACCUGUACCCGGCGGGCGUCUUCUUCGAGGCCGGGAACAAGGGCACGCUGUCCUUCGCGUGGGUGGACGAGUCGCGCCUCCGGUUCGCGGCCGAGGACCGGAUCCGCCCCUUCUUCGAGACCCGCAACUACUGGGGCAUCCACCGCAAGCGCACGCGCAUCAGCUGCGACGCCUGCGGCCGCCUCCUCGGCCACGUCUACGACGACGGCCCGCCGAUCAUGCAGGGCCACGGCCAGUUCGGGAUGGGGCCCAGCCAGGUCAUCCCGCGCCGCCCCAGGUACCGGAUCAAGACCAAGGCCGUCGCCGCCGCUGCCGCCGCCGCCGCCGCGUAUGGCAAGUGAAGCGAGCCUGCUGCCGCGUAUGGCUUCGAUUCUGGUCGCCGUGCCGUAUCGUGGUGCGAUUUUAUUCUUCCUGUAAAUUAGUACUAGUAGCAUCCUGUAGAUUGAUGGUGGUUUCACCUUUGGUUUGGUUGCAAUAAAUUUCGCCACUGUAUUCCUUUGAGGUACACAUGCAAAUGGAUUCUCAAAUUUGAUGCGCU